AUGGAUGUGAUAGAAAUUAAUGGCCUUCGCGUUCGCACUGAAGUAGGCAUCAGUCCUCAUGAGCUUGGCAAACUCCAAGAGCUCAACAUAUCAAUACUCUUGAGAACUUCCGUCGAGAAGGCUGGUGAGACGGAUCUUGUGGAAGACACGAUCAACUACAAAAACAUCACAAAAGAUGUCCUAUUCCAUGUGGAGAAUAAAAAGUACAAUCUCAUAGAAACUGUGGCAACUGAUGUUGCACGCAUUUGUGUGGCAAGGUACGGUGUUCCAUCAGUGAGAGUGACUGUGGAAAAACCUCACGCCUUACGGUUUGCAGAAUGUUCCUCGGUGACGAUUGAACGGUGCUGGGAAGACUUGGAGUGGCAUGAGGCUCAUGUAAAACUUGGCUCAAACGUGGAUCCUUUACGUAAAAUACCGCAAGCCAUCCAAUUGCUAAAAGAUAAAGGAAUCGUUAUUAUUGGACUGUCCACCGCGUUUUGGACCAAAGCCGUGAUGGUCGAGAAAGAGGCUGAUGACUUUAUCAAUAUCACCGCCUUAGUUAAGACGAAGCUUGAUAUCCAGGGGUAAGUUGUAACGAUUGCAUUUAUAGAUGUUAUGAAAAAUUUGUAUCGUUUAUGACUGAGCUAAACGGGAUUACUUUUUAAGCUGUCAGUAUUCAGACGUUCAGCGCCUACCAACCAGAAACCUCACUAGGGCUCAGCAUAGUUCACCUGAAUGUCUCUCUUAAGUUUGCAGACAUAUUUUAUAAUUAUGGAAGCAAAUUGAAAAAAAAGUGUAACGAAUAAGAUGAAUAGGUUCCCUGCAAUUGAUCUAAUACGUCAAGGAGCUGCUUCCUCUUCGAUAUACGGGAGCCAAUCGAGAAGAGCAUCAAAUUUCUUUCUUGAAUAAAAUCAUAGAUUAAAGGGAAAGUUCAAACAAGACCAACAACGAAUGCUCGACAAAUAACUAUUUCAAGCAUUAUUCUUAAACACAUUGUCUUUUUUUCAGUUUGAAACUGGUUUUACUUGACAUUGAGCUUCAAAUGCAACGAGAACGAAAACCUAAUUCAAGCGCUGUAACCAUUGACUUAGACAUCACCUUCUAUGAAAACAAAAUCAUGGAAUACGUGCUUAACCGUUCAUCGAUGGGCAAACAUUUCGUCGUCCCUCAUCCUGAAACACAUAAGGAAGCUCACGUGAUCAUUCCUUUGGCUGACGUCACUCCAAACUUUGUUCAUCCACUAAAGAAAAAGUCUCUCCGAGAAAUUGCCAAGGACAUCAGUGGUAAAGACGACUUCUACUCUCUGUUUUCCACAGUUCAAGACAAAGGCUUUCUGCAAAUGAUUGAUGGUUCGGUUGAGCAUUCCCAUGAGCAAGGGGACAGUUGCAAAAUGAAUCCCAGGUUUAAAGGGGAAUAUCAGUUGUCAGAUGGGGAGCCACUUUUUAAUACGAUGACCCUAGAAACUGGCAAGCCUCCAACUGAGUCUAACACAAAUGCAGCCAUGCUGAAUGAAGACCUUUUAACAGAUUUGAUUAAACCAUCCUCGACGAAUACCUCCCUGGCUAACGCCAGUGACUUGCAAAACAUUCCAUGCUUCGCAGAUCCUGUCUCAAGUGACUCCAUAGAUCGAUUUAAAGGCAGCAUCCCAAAUUGCAUUGAGAAACCUUUGACAACUGAGAUCCACCCGGUUGCUUUGGUAACGGGUGCCGCCAGGAGGAUUGGUGCUUCCAUCAUUAAAAAACUACACGAUGGAGGAUAUAACGUGGUGGUUCAUUAUAACAAGUCUGAAACAGAGGCAAACAAGCUGGUCCAAAAACUUAACAGGUAGAAAAACAUUAUUGCAAUCAUGUUGCUCUUCAAUAUUUCUUCAGUUUAUCAUUACAUACUAACCUUCACACACCACAGAAUGCCUCUAUUCAACCAUAAUCUCGUGCUGUAUAUCGAUGUUUACAACCUUUUUUCUUCAUAUAGAGAUCGACAGAACUCUGCCGUGCUGGUACAAGCUGAUCUAUCAUUUGAUGUAAGCAAAACUGCCCAGCGGGUCAUCAACGAAGCGGUGGAGGUGUGGGGAAGACUUGACGUCUUGGUGAAUAAUGCUUCCCAGUUUUUUCCAACACGCGUUGAUGCAGUAACAGAACAGGAGUGGACAGUCCUAAUCCAAGCUAAUCUAACGUCACCAUUUUUUCUCUCGCAGGUAUAUCGGACAGCCAUGUCAAAUAACUUUUUAAACUUCUGAUUUAUCAUUUUCAAGUUAGUUUUUGUAACGAAAUUAAUAUUUUAACCUUUAGGCUGCACAUCCUUUCUUAAGAGAGUCCAGCCGAGGAAGCAUUGUAAAUUUGUGCGAUAUCCACGGAGUGCGACCCAAGGAUAAUCACUCAGUCUAUUGUAUCUCCAAAGCAGGCCUCUAUAUGGCUACACUAUCAUUGGCUAAGGAGUUUGCACCAAAUGUCAGAGUUAACGGUGUUGCUCCUGGGUGCAUCCUCUGGUCUGAGGGACCAUGGGAUGGAAUGUCCGUCGAUGAAAAAGAGAGAGCGAAAAAACAUCAGGAAACUCUGAGGAAAGUUCCGUUUGGACGAAGUGGAGAUCCAGCUGACAUAGCCGACACGGUUUUCUUUUUGUGUGAUUCUGCAGAGUAUAUCACAGGCCAAGUUAUAGCUGUUGACGGAGGCCGAAGCUUACAUCAAUAG
This is a messenger RNA of Porites lobata, 2666 nucleotides long. Lineage: Eukaryota; Metazoa; Cnidaria; Anthozoa; Scleractinia; Poritidae. The record is from the annotation of a GenBank genome assembly.